This is a messenger RNA of Sordaria macrospora k-hell, 1674 nucleotides long. RefSeq lists its product as uncharacterized. Gene Ontology annotation, cellular component: membrane. NCBI's taxonomy places the organism in Eukaryota, Fungi, Ascomycota, Sordariomycetes, Sordariales, Sordariaceae. Gene Ontology annotation, molecular function: carbohydrate:proton symporter activity. Gene Ontology annotation, biological process: transmembrane transport; carbohydrate transport. The record is from RefSeq and is a predicted model, not a curated record.
AUGGCGGACCAAAAGCCCCUUGCCUCCUCUUCGCCCGAAAAGGCCAGAGAGGUAGGCACCACCACCACCUCCUCCCAACCCCAUGACGAUGUCGUCCUUGUCGAAGCCAAACAAGCCGCCGACACCGAGCACGAAAUGACCCUCCUCCGCGCCAUCAAGCUCUACCCCAAAGCCAUAGGCUGGUCCGUCCUGCUCUCCUCAACCCUCAUCAUGGAAGGCUACGACCUGGCCCUGCUAGGAAGUCUCUAUGCCUCGCCCGUGUUCAACCAGAAAUUCGGCGAGUUCGACGCGGAGAAGGGCAAGUACGCCGUUUCCGCGGCUUGGCAGUCCGGUCUGUCCAACGGAGCAAGAGCCGGAGAGAUCUUCGGCUUGAUCUUUGCGGGAUGGGCGGCUGAUCGGAUUGGGUACAAGAACACGACGAUUGCGAGUCUGGUGUUGAUGAUUGCGUUCAUUUUUGUCUUGUUUUUUGCGCCGAAUAUCAAGGUUUUGGUGGUAGGGGAGAUUCUUUGUGGAAUCCCCUGGGGUGCCUUCCAGAGCGUUACACCCGCCUAUGCCUCCGAGGUUGCGCCGAUGGUGCUUCGCCCAUACCUGACAACCUUCAUCAACAUGUGCUGGGUGAUUGGCCAGUUCUUCGCCGCCGCUGUCAACAAGGGCUCGGUGGACCGGACCGAUCAAUGGGCGUACCGGAUCCCCUUUGGCGUGCAAUGGGUCUGGCCGAUUCCCAUCUUGGCCGGUCUCAUCUUCGCUCCCGAGUCGCCUUGGUGGUACGUCCGCCAUGGCAGGAAGGAAGAGGCCAAGCAAUCGCUUCUCCGUUUGACCUCAAGGAACCAGCCUGGAUUCAAUGUGGAUGAGACGCUGGCUAUGAUUGAGCAUACGAAUGAGCUCGAGAAGCGGCUAAAGGAGGGUGUUACGUUCCGCGACUGCUUCAAAGGUAUUGACCUUCGCCGUACCGAGAUCGUCGUGGGUAUCUGGCUUGUUCAAACACUCGGCGGUCAGAACCUCAUGGGGUACUUCUCCUACUUCCUCACCCAAGCUGGCAUGGAUGCGAGCAACUCGUUCUCGCUUUCCAUGGGUCAGUACGCCCUCGGCAUGGUCGGCACCGCCGGCUCGUGGUUCCUCAUGUCGCGGGUCGGUCGUCGGCGCAUCCACUUCAGCGGUCUCUGCGCGCAGUUCUGUCUGCUCCUCAUCGUCGGCUGUCUCUCUUUUGGCGGUAACAAGGCCUCAGUGUGGGCCAUCGGCGGCGUGCUCAUCGCUUUCACGUUCGUCUACGACUUCGCUGUCGGACCUGUCACGUACUGUCUCAUUUCCGAGCUUUCAUCCACCCGUCUAAAGGCCAAGACCAUUGUGCUUGCUCGUGCGGCGUACAAUGCUAGCAAUAUCUUUGUCAACGUCAUGACGAACUACCAGCUGAGCUCAACAGCGUGGAAUUGGGGUGCUAGGACGGCAUUCUUCUGGGCGGGUAGCUGCUUGCUGUCGGCUAUUUGGGUGUUCUUCAGGCUGCCGGAGCCGAAGGGGAGGACGUAUGCUGAGUUAGAUAUUUUGUUCGAGAAGAAGGUUGCGGCGAGGAAGUUCGCGAAGACCAAAGUUGACCCAUUUGAUUUGCAGAGUCAUGGGGAGAAUAAGUUGUCGCUUGAGGAGACACAGAGCCAUGAGGCGAAGGAGGUUAAGGCUUAG